GCGGGCGCACCUCUCCCUCGGAGCGCGUCCCUCAGCUCCAUGAAUGGAAAUCGGCUCAGCAGGACCUGUUGGGGCCCAGCCCCUACUCAUGGUGCCCAGAAGACCUGGCUAUGGCACCAUGGGCAAACCCAUCAAACUACUGGCUAACUGUUUUCAAGUUGAAAUCCCAAAGAUUGAUGUCUACCUCUAUGAGGUAGAUAUUAAACCAGAUAAAUGUCCUAGGAGAGUGAAUAGAGAGGUAGUUGACUCAAUGGUUCAGCAUUUUAAAGUCACUAUAUUUGGAGACCGUAGACCAGUUUAUGAUGGAAAGAGAAGCCUUUACACAGCCAAUCCACUUCCUGUGGCAACAAGUGGGGUAGAUUUAGAUGUUACAUUACCAGGAGAAGGUGGGAAAGAUCGACCUUUCAAGGUAUCCAUCAAAUUUAUUUCUCGAGUGAGCUGGCACCUACUACAUGAAGUACUGACAGGACGAAGCUUGCCUGAACCACUGGAAUUAGACAAGCCCAUCAGCACUAACCCUGUCCAUGCUGUUGAUGUGGUGCUCCGACAUCUGCCCUCCAUGAAAUACACUCCUGUGGGGCGUUCCUUUUUCUCAGCUCCAGAAGGAUAUGACCACCCUCUGGGAGGGGGCAGGGAAGUAUGGUUUGGAUUCCAUCAAUCUGUUCGGCCUGCCAUGUGGAAAAUGAUGCUUAAUAUUGAUGUUUCUGCCACUGCCUUCUACAAAGCACAACCUGUAAUUCAGUUCAUGUGUGAAGUUCUUGAUAUUCAUAAUAUUGAUGAGCAACCAAGACCUCUGACUGAUUCUCAUCGGGUAAAAUUCACCAAAGAGAUAAAAGGUCUGAAGGUUGAAGUGACUCAUUGUGGAACAAUGAGGAGGAAAUACCGUGUUUGUAAUGUAACGAGAAGGCCUGCCAGUCAUCAAACUUUUCCUUUACAGUUAGAAAAUGGCCAAACCGUGGAGAGAACUGUAGCACAGUAUUUCAGAGAAAAGUAUACUCUUCAGCUGAAGUACCCACACCUUCCUUGUCUACAAGUGGGACAGGAACAGAAGCAUACCUACCUGCCACUAGAAGUAUGUAACAUUGUAGCUGGGCAGCGGUGUAUCAAGAAGCUGACUGACAAUCAGACAUCCACUAUGAUCAAGGCAACAGCACGAUCUGCACCAGAUAGGCAAGAAGAAAUUAGCAGAUUGGUUCGGAGUGCAAAUUAUGAAACAGACCCAUUUGUUCAAGAAUUCCAAUUUAAAGUUCGGGAUGAAAUGGCACAUGUAACUGGACGAGUACUUCCAGCUCCUAUGCUCCAGUAUGGAGGACGGAAUCGAACAGUAGCAACACCAAGCCAUGGAGUAUGGGACAUGCGAGGAAAACAAUUCCACACAGGAGUGGAAAUCAAAAUGUGGGCUAUAGCUUGUUUUGCCACCCAGAGGCAGUGUAGAGAAGAAAUAUUGAAGGGUUUCACGGACCAGCUGCGUAAAAUUUCCAAGGAUGCAGGGAUGCCCAUCCAAGGUCAGCCUUGUUUCUGCAAAUACGCACAGGGAGCAGACAGUGUGGAGCCCAUGUUCCGGCAUCUCAAGAACACAUAUUCUGGACUACAGCUCAUUAUUGUCAUUCUGCCAGGAAAGACACCAGUAUAUGCGGAGGUAAAACGUGUAGGAGAUACUCUUUUGGGUAUGGCAACACAGUGUGUGCAAGUGAAGAAUGUGAUAAAGACAUCCCCUCAAACUCUCUCAAACUUGUGCCUAAAGAUAAAUGUUAAACUUGGAGGAAUCAAUAAUAUUCUUGUACCUCAUCAAAGACCUUCUGUGUUCCAGCAACCAGUGAUCUUUUUGGGAGCAGAUGUCACUCACCCACCUGCUGGUGAUGGAAAGAAGCCUUCUAUUGCUGCUGUUGUGGGUAGUAUGGAUGCCCACCCGAGCAGAUACUGUGCCACAGUAAGAGUUCAGAGACCCCGACAAGAGAUCAUACAGGACUUGGCCUCCAUGGUCCGGGAACUUCUCAUCCAGUUUUAUAAGUCAACUCGGUUCAAACCUACUCGUAUCAUCUUUUAUCGGGAUGGUGUUUCAGAGGGACAGUUUAGACAGGUAUUAUAUUAUGAACUACUAGCAAUUCGAGAAGCCUGCAUCAGUUUGGAAAAAGAUUAUCAACCUGGAAUAACCUACAUUGUAGUUCAGAAGAGACAUCACACUCGAUUAUUUUGUGCUGAUAGGACAGAAAGGGUUGGAAGAAGUGGCAAUAUCCCAGCUGGAACAACUGUUGACACAGACAUUACACACCCAUAUGAGUUUGAUUUUUACCUCUGUAGCCAUGCUGGAAUACAGGGUACCAGCCGUCCUUCCCACUACCAUGUUUUAUGGGAUGAUAACUGCUUUACUGCAGAUGAACUUCAGCUGCUCACUUACCAGCUCUGUCACACCUAUGUUCGCUGUACACGAUCUGUUUCCAUACCUGCACCAGCGUAUUAUGCUCACUUGGUGGCAUUCAGAGCCAGAUAUCAUCUCGUGGACAAAGAACAUGACAGUGCUGAAGGAAGCCACGUUUCAGGACAGAGUAAUGGGCGAGAUCCACAAGCUCUUGCCAAGGCUGUACAGAUUCACCAAGAUACCUUACGCACAAUGUACUUUGCUUAACCUAAGUCCAAGUGUGUCUGGGAAGAAGCACUGAAAGAUGAGUCAUUGUACAGCCUACGUUGCCAGUGAGGUUGGUUCAGUAGGGAUGCCUCUAACUGUGUAGUGGCCACCACCGUGGGAGGUCUGGUCCUUCUAUUGGUCCAAGGAAGAUUGUUUACUUCAUUGAGGAACGCGGCACAUAUUUAUGCAAUAUGAACCCAGCCAGCUGCUUUAUUGUGCAGUCUCCUGUAGGAAGUAUUGCAAUUGUUUCAUUUUCACUUCUGAUAGUCUAACCCUUUUAAUGCCUUUACCUCAUGUUGCUUGGCAGCACAACUACCUUUGCAAAAAAAAAAAAAAAAAAGGAAAGAGAAGUUUAAAAAACACAUACAUGAAUGAAUAACCAGAGUAAUUGUUGACUAUUAUAUGUGUGCAAAAAAAGUGCACUCAUAUAUUAUAAAAGGAGUCUGUAGUUUUAAAUGUGUACAUGCAUACUUCAUAUGCAUACAUAUCUGGAACUAGACUCAUGACCUACAUGUGUAUCUGUGUAUAUAUUUUAUGAUUCAUUCCAGUGGGGAAUUUCAUUUCUGUUUUAUUUUCCCUCCACUACCACUUAUAUCUCUCUCUAUCGCCUUCCUCAUCUACAUUUUUUCCCUUCAUGCUACUGUGACAUUCAAGUGUUUUAUACACAUAGUUUGUUUGAAU
Molecule: messenger RNA, 3307 nt
Organism: Dipodomys ordii (Ord's kangaroo rat)
Lineage: Eukaryota; Metazoa; Chordata; Mammalia; Rodentia; Heteromyidae
Gene: Ago3
Product: argonaute RISC catalytic component 3
Exons: 19
Coding region: 44-2626 (860 amino acids)
Biological process (GO): regulation of stem cell proliferation; regulatory ncRNA-mediated gene silencing
Molecular function (GO): protein binding; RNA binding
Source: RefSeq, a predicted model, not a curated record